This is a messenger RNA of Sesamum indicum (sesame), 1733 nucleotides long. RefSeq lists its product as uncharacterized. The record is from RefSeq and is a predicted model, not a curated record. Gene Ontology annotation, cellular component: COPII-coated ER to Golgi transport vesicle; endoplasmic reticulum. NCBI's taxonomy places the organism in Eukaryota, Viridiplantae, Streptophyta, Magnoliopsida, Lamiales, Pedaliaceae.
UUCCUUGUUCCUUCAGAUCCCCCCCCUUCCCACCCAACCACACCACACGCGGACAAAAGAGGUACGUAAAGAAACGAACGUUCGCCAGGGUCAAAACUCGAACCCUCUUUUUCUUUCUCCGUUGCCGUCCUUGGCCUUUCGAGCCGUCAAGAAUUCACGUUGUCCGAAGGAAAAUAUAAAUCAAGAAAAACAAAUUAGGAAUUCUUGGUCUGGGGUGGAUAUACGUAGAGAAAUACUAGGUUUUGUAUGUAGUAUUCAUGGAGAAGGUGUACAAUAAGCUGCGGAAUUUGGAUGCCUACCCGAAAAUCAACGAGGAUUUCUCCAGCCGUACGGCCUCCGGUGGCGUUAUCACGCUUGUUUCUUCUAUCGUCAUUGCUUUGCUUUUCCUCUCUGAGUUCAGAUUAUACCUCCACACAGUUACAGAUACAAAGCUUGUGGUGGACACGUCAAGGGGAGGAAAAUUACGUAUCAAUUUUGAUGUGACCUUUCCUGCCAUUCCAUGUACGCUGCUGAGUCUUGAUACCAUGGAUAUAAGUGGAGAGCGGCAUCUGGACAUAAAGCACGAUAUAUUCAAGAAACGAAUUGAUUCUCAUGGUAACGUGAUAGAAGUGAGACAAGAAGGAAUUGGUGCACCCAAGAUUGAGAGGCCUUUGCAGAGACAUGGUGGCAGGCUUGAGCACAAUGAGACAUACUGUGGUUCAUGUUAUGGUGCAGAAACGUCUGAUGAUGACUGUUGUAACUCCUGUGAAGAAGUCCGUGAAGCAUAUCGAAAAAGAGGUUGGGGAUUGACAAAUACAGAUUUGAUUGAUCAGUGCAAAAGAGAAGGUUUUGUUCAAAAAGUGAAAGAGGAAGUUGGUGAAGGAUGUAAUAUACAUGGAUCUCUGGAGGUUAACAAAGUGGCUGGGAAUUUUCACUUCGCCCCUGGUAGAAGCUUUCAUCAAAAUGCGCAUCUGCUUGACUUGUUGGCUUUACAAACAGAAAAUUAUAAUAUAAGCCACAAGAUUAACAAGUUAUCAUUUGGAGAUUCCAUUCCUGGAAUUGUAAAUCCAUUGGAUGGGGUGCAAUGGGUACAAGAAAAUCCAAAUGGAGUGUAUCAGUAUUUUACCAAGGUGGUUCCAACCAUAUACACCAAUAUUAGAGGCCAUACCAUUGAGUCAAAUCAGUUCUCAGUUACUGAGCAUUAUAAGAGUUCUGAAGUGGAUUUCAGAUCCCCUCCUGGAGUUUUCUUCUUUUAUGACCUUUCUCCUAUAAAGGUGACUUUCGCAGAGGCUCAUACGCCAUUCCUACACUUCCUGACACAUAUCUGUGCCAUAGUGGGAGGCAUAUUCACAGUUGCUGGAAUUGUAGAUUCCUUCAUUUACCAUGGUCAGAAGGCAAUACGGAAGAAAAGCGAAAUCGGGAAACUCAGAUGAGAACACUAACUUAUAAUGGAACACAGAAAAAGAAGAAAAACAGCAGCUGAAGGCCAUUUCCACUGGUAUUCUGUGCUGUCACCUUGAGCUCUCAGUUUAGAAGGCACAUAGCCAGCAGGAAAUUCUGUAGUCCAACAAGCUCAGAAUGAGGCUUCAAUUCUCACGUAAGAGUUUGAUUGAUGAUGCUGCAACAUGUCAACUCCAUAUUGAUCUUCAAAUUCGUGGUCUUUUGCAACAAUUUUCCCAUUGUGUCCUCACAUUGUUUAUACUGUAGUAUGUGAAUUUGUUUUUAACCUAGCUUGUGUUAACUUCAGUUUUCAA